AUGCUGCGGAAGCGAGGUCCCUGCGAGGAAUCUCGCCGAGCCAGCGCACGAGAGCAUGCUUUCUGGGACACCCAGCCGGUUCCGUCGAUGAGCGCUGAGUAUGACCAGGAUACCGGGCCGCUUGAUGUCACAAAGACGCCCGAUGAGGUGCGUGCUGAGCCAUAUCCUCUGCCGGCCCAGUUUGAGUGGUGCACCUGCGAUGUGGAUUCGGAGACUGAGAUCUUGGAGGUGUAUACCCUUUUGACGGAGAACUACGUGGAAGAUGAUGACAGCAUGUUUCGCUUUGACUACUCCACGGACUUCUUGCGAUGGGCUUUGAAGCCACCAGAGUACUUGAGGAACUGGCAUUUGGGCGUUCGUGUCAAAGGUGGUGGCAAGCUUGUCGGCUUCAUCACUGGAAUCCCUGCGAACAUUCAGGUCUUCGACAAAGUGGUCCAGAUGGCAGAGAUCAACUUCCUCUGCGUGCACAAGAAGUUGCGCUCCAAAAGGUUGGCUCCGGUUCUUAUCAAGGAGAUAACUCGCCGCGUGAAUCGCGAGAAUGUAUGGCAAGCGGUGUACACCGCGGGCGUGGUUUUGCCAAGACCGGUCAGUGAGUGCCGAUAUCACCAUCGAUCCUUGAACCCGAAGAAGCUCAUCGAGGUUGGAUUCUCCCACCUUGGUGCGCGCAUGACGAUGGCCCGGACCAUCAAGCUGUACAAGGUGCCAGAAAGCUGCCAGCUUUCCGGCAUGCGAGAGAUGAAGAAGGACGACGUGCCACGAGUCCAUGGUCUGGUGUCCAACUACUUGAAGAAGUUUCAACUUCACCCAGAGCUCUCACCGGCGGAGGUUGAGCAUUGGAUGCUGCCACGGCCAGGCGUCGUCUACUGUUACGUCCGUGAGAACGAGAAGGGCGAGGUCACCGAUGUGUGCUCGUUCUACAACCUGCCAUCGUCCAUCCUAGGCCAUGAGAAGCACACUAUCCUCAAGGCAGCUUACUCAUACUGGAACGUGGCAACUACCGUUCCCUUGCAGGACUUGAUGUAUGACGCCCUUAUCUUGGCCAAGCAGCAGGACUUCGACGUGUUCAACGCGCUGGAUGUCAUGGAGAACGAAAGCUUUCUCAAGGACCUCAAGUUUGGCAUCGGGGAUGGCUAUCUGCAGUAUUACCUCUACAACUGGAAGUGCCCGAAAAUUGAGCCGGGAAACAUGGGCCUAGUGUUGCUGUAG
Messenger RNA from Symbiodinium sp. CCMP2592, 1206 nucleotides. The record is from the annotation of a GenBank genome assembly. NCBI's taxonomy places the organism in Eukaryota, Dinophyceae, Suessiales, Symbiodiniaceae.